AUUGACGACACAUACGGCGAUAUCGAGACACGCGCAUUGCCCGUUUAUAGUAGCAAUGGGUGGUCAGUGGGACAGAACUGUCCUGGAUGUUCAGCUCAGCCGAAUGCGUCUCAAGCAUUCAAAGGAUCAUGGCACGAUGCGACACAUCAUCCAGAAGACCCGGAUCCUGAGAGGACAGUGAACCUUACAUUCAAAGGAGUCGCGGUGUAUGUUUACUUCAUACUCGCCAAUAGUAUCGGGUCCGAAGUCACUUCGAAUACCUCCCUCUCCUUCAUACUUGACGGCGAGCCUGUCGGGCAGUUCAAUCACACUGCGACCUCCAGUCCGGACUAUCAAUAUAAUGUCACCGUCUACUCUAAUUCAUCCAUCCCAGUCCUCCCGGAGUCACCGAACGGCCAGCAUACGCUCUCUAUCACGUCGGCUGGGAAUACGCCUGAUUCACUAUUAUUGUUUGAUUAUGCGAUCUAC
This is a messenger RNA of Stereum hirsutum FP-91666 SS1, 468 nucleotides long. RefSeq lists its product as uncharacterized. The transcript is spliced from 2 exons. The record is from RefSeq and is a predicted model, not a curated record. NCBI's taxonomy places the organism in Eukaryota, Fungi, Basidiomycota, Agaricomycetes, Russulales, Stereaceae. The annotation marks the transcript as partial.